ACACAUACUUUUUUUUUUUUUUUUUUUUUAUUUAACGGUAUUGAUGAUAAGCAAAGCUCAAAAGGUGGCAGUAUAAAUGUUAAAAUAGUAGUCGUGUUAUAAUUUUUUUUUUUUUUAAUUUUUUAAUAUUGAUGAUGAUGAUGAUUUUUUGUGGCCCAGUGUUGGUGAAAUUUUAAUUUUGUUGGAAAUAAAAAAAAAAAAAAAAAAAAGAGAGUCAAAGUAGCAUCUUAAUUUCAUUCUAUUUUGUUGAAUUUAUUUUUAAUAAAAAUAAAAAAUAGAUAUAAUUUGAUUUGUCGGCGUUGAGUUAACCGGCUCUUUUAAUUUUUCAGAAGUGAGCAGAAUAAUAGAAAAAAAAAACAAUAUAUAACAAAGAGAAGAAAAAAGAAGAAAAGAAAGAAAAAAUGAGUGAAGAAAGUAAUCCUCGUACAUUGUACGUAGGUAAUCUUGAUGCAAAUGUAGUUGAAGAUUUACUAGUAACAUUAUUUUCUCAAAUUGGACCAGUAAAAGGUUGUAAAAUAAUACGUGAACCAGGUAAUGAUCCAUAUGCAUUUGUUGAAUUUAUGAAUCAUCAACAUGCAGCAACAGCACUUGCUAUGAAUAAAAGAGUAUUUCUUGAUAAAGAAAUAAAAGUUAAUUGGGCAACAAGUCCUGGUAAUCAACCAAAACUUGACACUAGUAAUCAUCAUCAUAUAUUUGUUGGUGAUUUAUCACCUGAAAUUGAAACUCAAACAUUAAAAGAAGCAUUUGCACCAUUUGGUGAAAUAAGUAAUUGUCGUAUUGUACGUGAUCCACAAACAUUAAAAAGUAAAGGUUAUGCAUUUGUAUCAUUUGUUAAAAAAUCAGAAGCUGAAGCAGCAAUAUCAUCAAUGAAUGGACAAUGGUUAGGUUCACGUAGUAUCAGGACAAAUUGGUCAACGAGAAAACCACCACCACCAAGAUCAGAAAGACCAAGACAUCCAAAUAGUAGUAAACCAAACUACGAAGAGGUUUAUGCUCAAAGUAGUCCAACAAAUUGUACUGUUUAUUGUGGUGGUUUUACAAAUGGUAUAUCUGAAGAAUUAAUAACUAAAACAUUUUCACCAUUUGGUGCUAUAAGUGAAAUUAGAGUAUUCAAAGAUAAAGGUUAUGCAUUUAUUAAAUUUACAACAAAAGAAGCAGCAACACAUGCUAUUGAAGCAACACAUAAUACAGAAAUUAAUGGUAGUGUUGUUAAAUGUUUUUGGGGUAAAGAAAAUGGUGAUCCAAAUAGUGUUGGUCCAAAUGCAAAUCAACAAGCACAACAGAAUGUUACUGGUGCUGGAGCUGGACAAUAUCCAUAUGGUUAUGGUCAACAAAUGGGCUAUUGGUAUCAAGGAUAUCCACAAAUGCAAGGACAAUUUUUACAACCAACAGCAGCAGCAGCAGCUCAAUAUUAUGGACAAUAUUAUACUCAACAACAACAACAACAAUAUAUGAAUAGCAUGAGAAUGCAAGCAUCUGCUGGUGCAACAUGGCAACCUGGACAAGCAACACCAACACCACCAACUGGUGCACCACAAUUACCACCUGGUCAACCACCAUUGGUUACUUAUAUGCAUCAAUAUCCAACGCAAUGAAAUGACAAUUUAUUUUGUUAUGAUUGACCAAUUCAAUUAUUUAAUAAACAAAAAAAAAAAAACAACAACUACAACAACAACACAACAACAAUGGACUACUACUACUAAAUAAAAAGAAAUUUAAUAAACAAAUUAUUUAAAUAAAAAAAUAUAAAACAGAUAAACAAAAAUGAAAAAAAUUUAAACAAGAGGUAAAUAAUUAAU
Molecule: messenger RNA, 1799 nt
Organism: Aphidius gifuensis
Lineage: Eukaryota; Metazoa; Arthropoda; Insecta; Hymenoptera; Braconidae
Gene: Rox8
Product: nucleolysin TIAR
Exons: 2
Coding region: 402-1595 (397 amino acids)
Molecular function (GO): RNA binding
Source: RefSeq, a predicted model, not a curated record